CAGUAAUCGAUACUCGUUGAUAGAAAUAAGUGUGAAAUAAACGUGCGUUAAAAGUUUUUUGCUCGUGUGAUUAUGCCCAGCUUUUGACAGACAUGCAGGAUGACACGCUGUCGCGUACCACCGGGUCCGUGGUACUCCAAGUGGGGGCUCUGGAGCUCCUCGCUCGGUACUCCAUGAACUCCGGUCGGGCGACGAGCAUGCUUUCAUCGCUCCAUGAGUUCCGAAGCCAGGAGGUCGAACAGUCUGGCGGGAAGCAAUGGAACUGGAAGUAUUUGAGGGACCAGUUCUAUCAAAAAGAUUUGGAAGGAUUAUAUAGAAAAUAUGACGAUAAGCUUCGGGAGACCCUCAUUUAUAUUUAUGUAUCUCUGCUUGUGUUUUUCUCAACUAUACACAUCAUUUCUGUUGUAGCAAGCACGUUUGAUGAGCAAAUUCAAUGGAAAUCAACCUACCUAUCCAUGGGGAUGUAUAUCUUGAGAAUAGGAGUACCGGUACUUUCCUUUUGGAAAUGUAUUUACAAUCCAUUGAAGAAAAAAUGGUUCUGUGUGCCCAUAUUGACGACAUUCGUACUCACACUCGAUUUAGUAGUAUCAGACGUGGCAGUCCCAAUAUUUACGUCAUACGAAGGCAUGUCUCUACGACCGGCGUACAGUACAAUGGCACUGCUCUCAGUGUACAUAUUUUUGCCCAUGAGAAAUAAUUUCCUGGCAAUCAUCCUUGGCGUGAUUGUGAGCGCAUGCUAUGUUUUUGUUAUAGCAUUUUUCACAUAUUACGAGGACCCACAAGUGCAGGCGGUGGUAAGGGUGUCAUCAGAUGUGAUUUAUCUUAUUGGAGUGAAUCUUAUGGGAAUUUAUUUCCGUUUGAUGAAUGAAAUCGUCACGCGUCGUUCCUUUUUGGAUAGAAGAGCUUGUGUUGAAAGUACUCUACGUCUGAAAUUUGUUAAGGACCAAGAGGAACGAUUGAUGUUAAGCAUCUUGCCUGAGCAUAUUAUGUCAAAAGUUAGACAAGACAUUAGGAACAUGUUCAUGAACAUUCGCUCGCAAAGCCACAGCCACAAUAUGAGAUCAUUCAGCCAGCUAUACGUAGAAGAACAUGACAAUGUGUCCAUCCUCUAUGCGGAUGUUGUUAAUUACACCAAGAUAUCUACUACAUUAUCGCCUAUGAGAAUGGUAGAGCUACUCAAUGAGUUGUUCGGGAGAUUCGAUGAAGCCUCAGAAGAGCAUGAUGUACUCAGAAUAAAGUUUUUAGGAGAUUGCUACUACUGUGUGAGUGGUAUCCCGCAGCCUACGGAGCAGCAUGCCAAAAACUGCGUCGAUCUUGGCCUCGAAAUGAUUCACAUUAUCAAAGAUGUUAGGGAGAAACGAUCAUUGAACAUUGAUAUGAGAAUCGGAGUACAUUCUGGGAAGAUAUUGUGCGGUUUAAUCGGCAUUCGAAAAUGGCAGUUUGACAUUUGGUCCAAAGAUGUGACCAUUGCUAACAAAAUGGAAUCCACCGGCAAAUCGGGAAAAGUACACGUUACAAAACAAACUUUGGAAUUGCUGUCGGAGUAUGCGAGGGAAUAUAUAAUCGAGCCCUACUUUGAAUCUCAGAAUGAUCCGUUUAUUGUGAAAAAUAAAUUAGAAACGUAUUUAAUUACGAGGCCGCCGAGGCCUAUGACUGAUUACAAGCCAUUCCGUAGAGCGUCAGUGGGUUUGACUAAAAUUAUAAACCCGCGUUCGAGAAAUAGACGAUCGGAAAAUAGACAUUCCAAUAACUAUCGCAGAACCACAGCGUUCAUGGAUGAGAAUUUGGUCGAGUACCAACAAAUGUUGAAAGCGGCUGAUGCACAAAUGGCAAAGGAAAUUGAAGACAUGACUAAUGGCAAGGAACAUUUCAAACAAGAAUCAAGGCUGAAUAGAUUCACUUUAAUGUACAAGAAUAUCAAAUUGGAGAAAUCCUUUCUUCAACUGCCCGAUCCAUUAUUUAAAUAUUACAUAACAUGUUGCCUUGUGAUCUUAAUUCUAAUUAUAGUGGUGAAUACUUUAACAACGAGGUGGGUUGACAAUUUUGGAUGGUACGUUUGGAUGACGUAUGGAAUAUUAUUACUCGUAUUAGUUGCUCUACAGCCAUUGACUUGGUUUCAAUUUCUAUGGACUAAAUAUAAAGGCGUCGAUGAACCGAGACAUCCGAUUCUAAGAUUCGUAUACGAUAUUUCCGUGGCAAUGAUAAAAUCUACCAAAAUAAGGACGUCCAUAUAUUUGAUGAUUAGCUUAGGCCUGGCCGCUACGUCCAUUAUGAAUGUAAUAAGUUGUAACGAGGUCGCAGUCGAACCAUCUGUUGAAACAGUUUUAUCGAACUGCGUUUCGUCGUGGCACGUGACCCAAUGCUGGAGUCUCGCUCUCUUACUGAACUUCCUAUUUAGUCGGGUUUUCUUCAUAUUCAAGUGGAUCGUAGCUUGCGGUAUGACCGUGUUUUACCUUUGGGUUGUAUGGGAGGUGAAGACAUCCUUCUUUGCCGUCGACGUGACUUGGAACAUCGGCCUAGAUGCACGAAUAUCCCAUACACUCUCUGUCAUCUUUAUCACCAUAACAUUGUAUUGGAUCGAUAGAACAACCGAGUAUAGGAACCGUUUGGAUCAUUUGUGGCAAAUACAACUGAGCGAAGAGCAAGAAGAAGCCGAAACGAUGUUGAAAGUAAAUAACAUGCUGUUGGAAAACAUUUUGCCAGCUCAUGUAGUACAAGUUUAUUUGGACCUUAAUAGAUCGAUAGACGAGUUAUAUUACGAGAAAUACGACAAUGUGGCAGUAAUGUUUGCGUCUCUCACAGACUACAAACUGGGCAUAGAAAGUGAUUCGGACUUUACUGACAAACUCAUAUUGAGUAUUCUUGAUGAGGUUAUAUCUGAUUUCGACAGGCUUUUACUCACAGGAGCUUCAGUGUACAAAGUGGAAAAAAUAAAAGUGGCAGGUUGGACAUAUAUGGCGGCGUGUGGAUUAGAUCCCAAUAGAAGGGGAUCGUUUGAUUCUUCAUCUUAUUGUUCUAUAGUAGAUAAGAAACAAAACAGUCCAUACAACAAAGCUAUAGUAGUUACAAUGGUCGAAUUCGCUGCCGCAAUGAUGAUGCAAUUGCAAAAUUUCAAUCGUGGAUCUUUUCAAAGUUUUGAAGGACUCAAUCUUCGAAUUGGUAUAUCGAAUGGUGAAGUAGCCGCGGGAGUAGUUGGUUCCCUCAAGCCAUUGUAUGAUAUUUGGGGUAACGCUGUUAACAUGGCCUCAAGAAUGGAUUCUACAGGCAAGGCUGGAUGUAUUCAGGUUACCGAAAAUACUGCAAUUAUUUUGGACGAAUGUGGCAUCCUAACAACAUAUCGUGGAGAAACAUUUGUCAAAGGUGCUGGUUAUGUUAAAACUUAUUUUGUGCCGCUCGACGAAGAUUUCAACUUAGUGAAAAAAGAAUAUUGUGAAGCCUAUUACAAGCGGCAAAGUGUCCAUCAAAUAUUUAGUGCUAGAAAUACAAUAAUGAGUGAUACUUCUUUAGAAGAUUCUUAUGACGCGUAUUCGCAACAAUCAGAAGAUCUUUCAACAGAUUAUAGCGACCAUGAAGAUAUCAGAAGAAAUAGCGAAGAAAAGGAAGGGAAUAAAGAAAUUCCUAAUUGUAACGGAGCUACAAGACAUCGCUACAAUAGCACGUCUUCAGAUCUUGAAGAACUAGACACUAAAUGCUAGAUUAGUAUGUAUAAUUGUAUUUAAUAUAAUUGAUUAAACUUAUUACUAGAAUGAGUGAUUGUGUGUAGGUAUGUUAAAAUGAGCAUAAUUAUGUAGCAGACAUAUUAAUUAUUAGUACCUAUAAUAAAUUAAACAAAAAAAAAAGACAUUCUGAAUAAACAAUGUAGCGUGACAUGACUGACUGAGUCCUAUUGCAAAAUAAUUAGUUACUCAAAAAUUGCAUUAACGAUAAUUGUAUAAUAUGGUUAUGUACCUAUGUUUGUACGUAAGUGUAAGUUUAUAAAAUAAAAAUACAGAUUUCUUUCA
Messenger RNA from Colias croceus (clouded yellow), 4001 nucleotides. Its product is annotated as adenylyl cyclase X E-like. Gene Ontology annotation, molecular function: adenylate cyclase activity. The coding region runs from base 93 to 3695 and encodes 1200 amino acids. The record is from RefSeq and is a predicted model, not a curated record. NCBI's taxonomy places the organism in Eukaryota, Metazoa, Arthropoda, Insecta, Lepidoptera, Pieridae. Gene Ontology annotation, biological process: adenylate cyclase-activating G protein-coupled receptor signaling pathway; cAMP biosynthetic process; intracellular signal transduction. The transcript has 20 exons.